This is a messenger RNA of Trichosporon asahii var. asahii CBS 2479, 1350 nucleotides long. RefSeq names its product FBP aldolase IIA. Gene Ontology annotation, molecular function: fructose-bisphosphate aldolase activity; zinc ion binding. Gene Ontology annotation, cellular component: cytosol. Lineage: Eukaryota; Fungi; Basidiomycota; Tremellomycetes; Trichosporonales; Trichosporonaceae. The transcript is spliced from 6 exons. The record is from RefSeq and is a predicted model, not a curated record. The coding region runs from base 1 to 1350 and encodes 449 amino acids. Gene Ontology annotation, biological process: gluconeogenesis; glycolytic process.
AUGGUCCUCAACAUCCCCCUAAUUCAGCAGGCUGGUGUCGUUACUGGCAAGAACCUUCGUGCCCUCAUGGCCGAUGCCAAGAAGAACAAGUCGACAUUGAGCGCAGUCGGCCAGACAGUCCGCUGUGUUUGCACACAAACUGCAGUCCGCUCAGAUCUUCCUACUCCUAGACCGCCAUCAGCACUCGCAGCCCCCUCAGCCCUCCACCGAGCUAUGAGCUGGCUGGAGUGGGGAGCGGAUAGCGGUGUGCGAUGCCGCUCGCAGGAGCGGAGUCGAGAUAGGAUGUUCCCUGCAUCUUCCCAAGCAGGCAGCACUUGCAGUGAAACCACAGCCAAUGCUAACGCCCCCAGUACGCCAUCCCUGUAUGCCAUCAACGUUACUUCGUCUUCCACCGUCAACGCCGCCCUUGAGGGUGCCCGUGACAACAAGGCCCCCAUCAUCCUCCAGCUCUCGCAGGGAGGUUCCGCCUUCUUCGGCGGCAAGGGCCUUGACAACGCCGACCAGAAGGCCUCGAUUGCCGGUGCCAUCGCUGCCGCUCACUACAUCCGCGCCAUCGCCCCCGCCUACGGCAUCCCCGUCGUCCUCCACACCGACCACUGCGCCAAGAAGCUCCUCCCCUGGUUCGACGGCAUGCUCGCCGAGGACGAGAAGUACUUCAAGGAGCACGGCGAGCCCCUCUUCUCCUCGCACAUGCUUGACCUCUCCGAGGAGUCCAAGGAGGACAACAUUGCCCUCUGCGUCAAGUACUUCGAGCGCAUGGCCAAGAUCGACCAGUGGCUCGAGAUGGAGAUCGGUAUCACCGGUGGUGAGGAGGACGGUGUUGACAACACCGGUGUCGACAACGCCUCGCUCUACACCCAGCCCGAGGACGUCUUUGACGUCUACAAGGCCCUGAACGCCAUCUCCCCCGACUUCUCCAUCGCCGCCGCCUUCGGCAACGUCCACGGUGUCUACAAGGUCGGCAACGUCGUCCUCUCGCCCCAGCUCCUCGAGAAGCACCAGCGCUACGCUGAGCAGCAGCUCGGCGAGCCCGAGGGCUCCAAGCCCAUCUACCUCGUCUUCCACGGUGGCUCUGGCUCCACCAAGGACGAGAUCGCCACCGCCGUCAAGAACGGUGUUGUCAAGAUGAACGUCGACACCGACACCCAGUGGGCCUACCUCCAGGGCAUCCGUGACUUCAUCCUCAAGAAGCAGGACUACCUCAAGACCCAGGUCGGCAACCCCGAGGGCGAGAGCAAGCCCAACAAGAAGUACUACGACCCCCGUGUCUGGGUUCGUGAGGGUGAGAAGACCAUGGCCCACCGUGUCGCCGAGGCGUGCACCGACCUUGGUGACAUCAACCGCCUCUAA